GCGUGACUUCAUACUGGCGUGUAUUUCAAGACUUUAAACUCAUAACACUCAGGGGUGGGCAGUGUGCCGGUUCUGCUAUUGCCUUGCACCGAGAUCUCCCGCGCAUGCGCAAGCCACUGCAGCCAGGCUAUAAAAGGCUGGUCCAAAGCCAUGCUGCUAUUUCUCCCUUUCUCAUUCUUUUCGCCAUUUAAGUUUGAAGUUUUAUAACUAGUUUAACCUACUUCCCUUUUUAUAGUCACUAUGUACGCUAGCAGUUUGGGCACCUCUACUCAUCCUUAUACUUGUAACAUAUCACAGUUUACAGCAAUUAGCGCAGGUCAACAUGGCUAUACUCAGGGUGGCGGGAAUAUCCCUGAUAAUUCAAUAGUGCACGGCUCCAAUUACUUGUGCGGGACAAAAUCCACUGAGUCUCGCGGCAAUCCUUUAGAGUUAGCAGCAUGUCUGCCAGCUACUCAGUUUAAGGCUCCGCUAAAAAAAUACGACAUUGCAUUCAUCACCAACGAUUCAACAGAUAUGCCGAUGAAUGCUGCAAAUGCGUAUUCCAACCCAGCAGAAUGGAACACACGCGAUGCACUAGCAAAGGCCGGGCUAUUCGUCGAUCAAAGAACUGGUCUCCUCAUUUGUCACACAUGUAAGAGAGCAGUCAUCAAUCGAGAAUUUAUGAAGCAUUAUGGCCAGUGUGUGUUGAAGCAUGCGUCAGUUCGUCGCACUGUCUCCGCAGAUUUCGGUCGCACGCUUGAGAAGUACCACCUGCAUGCAAGUCAGCAUAGAGUGCACAACUAUACGACUGCCAGAGAAUGGCUCGAGUCGUGCAAGGGGCAACCAAUUCCAAGAAUCCCAGCUUUGGCCAGUCUUGACUGUGCACAAGUGCACAAUAUGUGGGUUCGUUUGUGAGAGGAAAAUGACUCUCGGAAACCACUUCUUUGACCAACACAAGGGUAUUCCGAUGCCGUCUAAUAUGACCACCAGCCUUGCUCAGCAACCAUUUGCAGCAGCAAACCUAGCUAGGCUCAUAGAGAUUUGUGAUGAUUCGGGUCUGGAUACGUCAUAAACUGCUCACAGUGUUGCAGAUGCAACAUUUUAGUGUCACGUGCUGUUGGAAUGUGCCUAGCCGUGGUUCACUACCUACAUAACAGUCAGUAAGAGUGGCCAGGUAUAUAGGCU
Molecule: messenger RNA, 1164 nt
Organism: Linderina pennispora
Lineage: Eukaryota; Fungi; Kickxellomycota; Kickxellomycetes; Kickxellales; Kickxellaceae
Exons: 2
Coding region: 241-894 (217 amino acids)
Source: RefSeq, a predicted model, not a curated record